UGUGUGGGACAUGGUCUUCUUCCACAGGGUCCAGUGGAGGCAGUUUUGGGGAAAAAUGUUACUUUCAAAACCCUGGUUGAUCUCAAACACAACUUCAGCACCUUUGUUUGGUAUUUCAACCACGGGAGUGUGCUUGUACCGAUUGUCACUGUAACGCCAGUAGGAGAGACAGUGGCUGAUGGUUACAAGGGAAGAGUGCAAGUGAACCGGACCAAUGGUUUCUUGACCCUGGGGCCACUGGACAAGAAGGACAGAGGGUAUUAUAAUGCUACAAUGGUAACUUCUGAAGUGAAAAAGACUGGAGAGACCAUGCUCCGAAUUCUGGGAUGCUGUGAAUGGUAUGCACUGCCUGAGGGUCCUCUGGAAGCCGUCUCAGGGACAAAUGUGACUUUCAAAACCCUGAUUGAUCCCAAAGAGGAGAUCAAUGCCACAGCCUGGUUUUUCAGCAAUGGGGGUGAGCUGAUGCGUAUUGCCACCCUGAGCAGAUCACAAGAGAGCAUAGUAUUUAAGAAUUACCAGGGAAGAGUGACCGUAAACCAGACCAACGGGUUCUUGACACUGGGGCCUCUGGCCAUGAUCGACGGCGGGGAUUAUUAUGUCAACAUCCUUACCGGCAAAGGGGUAAAGACUGGAGAGAUCAAGCUCCGAGUUCUGGAGCCGGUGUUGAAUGUGACCAUCAGGGCCAACGUGUCUGAGAGGGUAGAGUUUAACAGCACUGUGGUUCUCACCUGCUCUGCCGAGGGUUCAUUCCUCAAAUUCUCCUGGACCAACGGCACUGCACCCAUCAUGGCUGACAACGCAAGACUUGCUAUUGAAGAGGAGACCACAUCCAGUACGCUGACGAUCAGUGGUAUUCAAAGUACAGACCUGGUUGGUCCCAUCUACUGCACAGCUGCAAACCAGCUGGAGAUGGAGAAGAGCGCCCCCUUCAACCUCACUGUCAUUCUUCCUCCACCCCUAUCUGUGUCAACUACACAGCCUGGAAUAGUGAGCACCUUUUGGUCAGUGACUUUUGAAAAUCCAGACCCUUGUGCUCUGAAGGGAUCAUCAGUACAGUUCAGGUGUUCUUAUGACUACCCAGACGGGGAAACUGUCCACAAGAAUGAAUGGUUCAGAGGGGACAUCAAAAAUGGCAGAUGGAAACGCACUGAGCUCUCAAGUCUUUCUUCAUAUCAAAAUCGUGUGAAAUAUAUCGGUGACCGAGAGCACAAUUGUAGCUUAGAACUUUAUGACCUACGGGACGAUGACACUGGAUAUUACUACUUCAGAUUUGACACAAACACAUACGGAUGGCGCAGUAAAAGAUCUGUGUAUUUGUCUUUAACAGAUCUGACUGCCAGCGUGAAACCUGACAGUGUUAGGGUAGGACAAAAUGUGACUCUAACAUGUGACACAUCCUGCACACUGCCCGGACUAACCCAGAUUGUCUGGUACAAAAAUGGGCAACCAGUGGCCAAACCACCCCAUUUCCAGGCAGGUGCAGGGGAUGCUGGGAGUUAUACGUGUGCUGUUAAAGGCCAGGAGUUUGUGCAGAGCAAUCCUGUGUUUCUGGAUGUUCAAUAUGCUCCAUUGAACGUGACAAUUGAGGUAAAUCACAAUGGCAGCCUGGCAGAGGGCAGAAGUGUGAACCUGACCUGCAGUAGUGCCGCUAACCCACCAGCAGUGAUACACACCUGGUACAGGAGGACUGCUUCCAGCUCCAUACUCCAGGUGGGCUCAGGACAGGUGCUGUCUUUACCCUCUCUCGAGCUGUCCAACACUGGAAUCUACAUAUGUCAGGCAAGGAACCGUCUGGGAGAAAACAACUCAACAGAAGUGCUGCUGGAGGUAGAUAAAUCAGAGAGACUGCCAGAGAAGGAAAAGGAAGGUGAGGAACAAAGACCAACAUCCCCAUAUACCACCACAUCCUCACAUGCCACCACAACACAGAGCAGCAACAGGGAUACAAGGGUGGAUAAUAAGGACUUAUUGGACAUUCAGUGUGUCUUGUUUGACAAGCUGCAAGCAGAGCUGGUAGAGAUGCGGUUGAGCUUAGAGAGGAACCUCCGUCAGAUGGAAGGCCGAACACACUCUCUACUGUGGUCCAUGACCAGGAGGUUAGAGCGAAUGACAGAGGCCAUGGACCGCAAAUCUGCCCCCUCUCACCAGAGUAAAACCUACUUAUCCCUUCACCAUUUGCUAUCAAGCAGGGUUUUAGCAGUGACCCCUUCCAGCCAACCUCCAGGCAUUCUCCCCAUGAGUCUCCACACCAGAGCUCAGCGCAAACGUGGAGGUCAGAGAGGAAAUCGCUCCUGAAAUGGGCUUGUUUAAACUGAAAAUGAUCGUAAUGUAACAUAACAUAAUGUAAUUUUCAUUCUGAAUAAUUUGAAAUGAACACACUUGGCUUUUACUAAAUAUUUCUUUACUGUCUUAAGUUUUCCUUUUACAAACACAACUUUAUAAUAAACUUAAUUUUUAAAUAUAUGCAUUUGCACUCUAACUGAAUUUUGUAUACCGUGUAAAGAGGGAAGCCAACAUAUGCAACAACAUAUAAGUGCAUGUAUUGAUAUAAUUUUCCCCUUAAGAACAUUAUGUGAUUAACAUGAUCUGCAAAUAAUAAUAAACGGCAAUCCCAAAUGUUAGACAUCUAAUACUAAUGUCUGUUUUUUGGUUGUUUUUUAGUGUUUCAUGACUCCAAAUCAAGUCUAAGGGUGGAGGGUGUUGGCUGUAUAGAUAGUAAAGGGAUAUCUCCUCAAAGCGCUUCCUAUAGGCUUCAUAGAUGGCUGCCUAAGGCAUCAAAAUUGCAUCCAGAAAAAAUAUACUUUUACUGUAAAACUGUUAAGACCAGUAUUCCCAGCGAUCAGAUCAACUUUACAUUGUUCAACUUCAAAUAGUGACAUUUUCACCAUUGUAAUAAUAUUGAUAGUGUUGAUGCUGCAGGACA
Molecule: messenger RNA, 2923 nt
Organism: Micropterus salmoides (largemouth bass)
Lineage: Eukaryota; Metazoa; Chordata; Actinopteri; Centrarchiformes; Centrarchidae
Product: sialoadhesin-like
Exons: 9
Coding region: 274-2295 (673 amino acids)
Source: RefSeq, a predicted model, not a curated record